AUGAGAUCUGAUCCGAACACCAAAAAUUUCGACGCCCUCUAUGAGUUCCACCAAGAACGUGGGCACAAAACAGAAGAUUGCAUCGCCCUCAGACAAGAAGUCGUAAACAUGCUACCGCAGGGACACCUCAAAGAGCUGUUAAGCGACAAGGGGAGAAGCAACUUCAUCAGAGGACGUGAACACCAAGGUCCGCCGAAGCCGCCAUCACCAGCUCGUACUAUCAACAUGAUCAUCGGCGGCAGCGAUGACACCUCUAUCAAUAGUGUGAAGUUCACCACCACUCACAAGGUCAAGCGAUCUAUCACCCGCGAACGGUACGACAGACUCGAAGAAAGUAUCAUCUUCGAUGAGUUCGAUGCCGACGGUUUGUCUUUCCUUAAUAAUGAUGCCCUCGUUAUUACUUUAUGCAUUUUAGAUACUAAUGUCAAACGUAUCAUGAUGGACGAUGGAAGUGGGGCAUGCAUUAUCCAUCCCCCAGUCCUCACCCAAAUGAGACUCGAGGAUAAGAUAGUGUCGCGCUGCAUCAUGCUAACAUAUUUUAAUAAUGCAGUUGAGCAGACGUCAAGGGAAAUUACGCUCCCCGUAUUGGCCGGCGGAGUAACUCUGGAGACGACAUUCCAUAUCAUGAACUAG
Molecule: messenger RNA, 633 nt
Organism: Nicotiana tabacum (common tobacco)
Lineage: Eukaryota; Viridiplantae; Streptophyta; Magnoliopsida; Solanales; Solanaceae
Source: RefSeq, a predicted model, not a curated record